AUGUCUCCUCAAAAACGAUCCCGUAACCCCAACCCCAAGAAGUUCCCAUGCUCUGGGUACGGUGAUUGUACCAUGGUAUUUACUCGUGCAGAACACCUCGUUAGACAUGUCAGAAAACACACAAAUGAGAAACCAUUCGAGUGUGUGGUAGAGACAUGCGACAAGACAUUCAGCCGAUUUGACAAUAUGCUUCAACACGCUCAGACCCACAGACGGGAAAUGAGAGAAGAAGAGGAAAAUCAGUCGAUUGGCGGUGCUGGUGGUGUUCGAGGCGCACGCUCCACCCGCGCCCAGAGUAGACGAAAACGAAGCCUCCAGACCAGUCCAGAGCCGUGUGAGCCGCCCAAGACAUCUGUCCAGAACAGGACCCAAUCCGAUGCGUGUAUUGAUCACGAGCAUCUUACCACCGGCCUACCCUCACCAAUGUCCCAGACUUCUCGACAAGAACCUUCACCCACAGGUCGUCGUCUAUCUCUUAUCGACAUCUGCAACCCAGUCAAUGUCGAUGUCUAUUCUCCACAUACACCAUCAGCCACAACAAUGGACGGUCAUUAUCUAUUUCCAGAUGUCAAUGCAUUUGAGUGGUGA
This is a messenger RNA of Phycomyces blakesleeanus NRRL 1555(-), 588 nucleotides long. Its product is annotated as C2H2-type zinc finger transcription factor. NCBI's taxonomy places the organism in Eukaryota, Fungi, Mucoromycota, Mucoromycetes, Mucorales, Phycomycetaceae. Gene Ontology annotation, biological process: regulation of transcription by RNA polymerase II. The transcript is spliced from 3 exons. Gene Ontology annotation, cellular component: chromatin. Gene Ontology annotation, molecular function: DNA-binding transcription factor activity, RNA polymerase II-specific; RNA polymerase II cis-regulatory region sequence-specific DNA binding. The record is from RefSeq and is a predicted model, not a curated record. The coding region runs from base 1 to 588 and encodes 195 amino acids.